Molecule: messenger RNA, 2457 nt
Organism: Eremothecium sinecaudum
Lineage: Eukaryota; Fungi; Ascomycota; Saccharomycetes; Saccharomycetales; Saccharomycetaceae
Gene: PLC1
Product: phosphatidylinositol phospholipase C
Exons: 1
Coding region: 1-2457 (818 amino acids)
Biological process (GO): phosphatidylinositol-mediated signaling; lipid metabolic process
Molecular function (GO): phosphatidylinositol-4,5-bisphosphate phospholipase C activity; calcium ion binding
Source: RefSeq, a predicted model, not a curated record
AUGUCUGACCUCCAACGUAAGACAUCUGAACAAUUCAGUAGAUUCAAGGGUGUUAUACUAAGAAGAUUGAUCUCUAUUUCCAGGUUUCCAAUCAAGAACAAGCAUUAUUUGGAAAUGGGUCCCUUGACCUAUUCUCAUACAUACCAAACGAGUGAUGAUUCCACUGAUGAGAUCAUGAGCAAAGAAGAAUGCUACUCUCCCAGUAGCACUAGUAAUAUAACCCCUGCUGAACAUAUUGAGAUGGUAUUAAUUAAAGUGACGCGAAGAAAGAAAGUUUCAUUCCUAUUCAUAAUUGAUAAAGGCGUGAUUAAGUGGAAGGAUACCAAACAAUUAGAGGUGAACAAGAUAAAGGACGUUAGGACUGGUCAAAUGGCAAUGAAUUAUAGGGAGGAGUACAAUAUACCUGAGUCCUUUGCUAAUAGAUGGAUAACUAUUAUUUAUCAGGAAGCGCAACACAAAUUUAAGGCUCUGCAUUUAAUUGCGCCAACUCCCGAUGAUAUGAGAAUAUUUUAUGUUUCCUUAGUCAUUAUAUUUCGAAAACGAAGACAAUUGAUGGAAAGUAUAUCGAUACCAAGUAAUGAACAGUUUGCGAACAUGCAUUGGCACUUAAAUGUGUCUACAAAAAAAUCGGAUGAGAACAAAGACUCGUUAACUUUUCAAGAUGUGAAAAACCUUUGCAAUAAAUUUCAUAUUUUUUAUUCAACCCCAUACUUGGAAGAGUUAUUUGAAAGGGCAGAUGAAAAUGGAAAUCAUUUGUUAAAUUUCAGAGAGUUCCAGACAUUUGUUCAACUUUUGAAAGAACGCCAUGAGAUACGUGAUAUUUGGAAUAGUAUAGCAAAUAAUACUAAGGUAAUUAACUUUGAAAACUUUUACAAGUUUCUGAUUAACGUCCAAGGUGAAGAAAUAACUAAAAAUGCUGCCCAAAGAUUAUUUGCAAAUUAUUCUGAAGAUGGACUUAUGAACGAAAACAUGCUACUUAAAUAUCUAACAUCUCAAGAUUAUUUGAAAGCAUCUGAUGAAGAUUAUUCUAGACCUCUUUCCCAAUAUUUCAUUUCAUCUUCACAUAAUACUUAUAUCCUGGGAAAUCAAGUAGGAGGAAUGACAAGCGUUGAAGGUUACAUAAAAGUACUACAGCAAGGCUGUAGGUCGGUUGAAAUCGAUAUUUGGGAUAGCGAAGAUGGACCAGUAGUUUGUCAUGGUAGGUUCACCGCCUCUAUUCCUUUGAGAAAUGUUGUUGAAGUAAUACGAAAGUAUGCUUUUUUCUCCUCGCCAUAUCCAUUGAUUAUUUCUUUGGAAAUACAUUGUUGUAGUGAAGGGCAGCUAAUUAUCGAGCAGGUUUUUCAAGAGUUACUUGGCCCUUUACUGUUUAUUACGGACCCACAUUUAACAUUACCAAGUCCUAGGGAGCUUAAACACAAAAUUAUAUUAAAGAGUAAAAAAGUGCUCAAAGUUGACCAACCUAGCCCAUGCAGUUCUGGUCAAUCAACUUCUUCAAAGGGUUCAUCAUGUGAAUCAGAUAUUGAGGCUCCAACUAGCAUAACUUCAGACACUACUAAGAAUAAAAGCAAGCCUAAAAUCAAACUAAAAAAAAAACGUGUACCAGUAUCGGAAUCUCUGUUACGCAUAUCUUCUAUUCAUGGCAUACGGUUCAAGAACUUCUCUCAUCCUGAAUCUAAACCCCCUAUUCAUUGUUUUUCGCUAAAUGAAAGGAAGUUUCGUAGCCUUCGCAAAGGUGAAAAACAACGAUAUUCCAUAGACAAGCACAAUAGGUCUUAUUUGAUGAGAGUUUAUCCACAUCUUUUGAGGUAUAAUUCUUCAAACUUUAAUCCUAUUAAGUGUUGGAAAGCUGGCGUGCAAAUGGUUGCAACCAACUGGCAGACGUACGACCUUGGUCAGCAAAUAAAUGAGGCAAUGUUUAGAAUUUCGAAUGAGAAAGAUCAUCUAUGUCACUCCGGUUAUGUAAGGAAACCUUGGUACCUUCUUGACCCAGUACAAACGGACAUUAAUAUUAAGAAGAUAUUUUCUGCUGUGCUAAAAUCGAAGCUUGAUUUCAGCUUUGAAUUGAUAUCCGCACAGCUAUUAACGAGACCUAAGAAUACCCCAAUAAGCCAUGAUAUUUCGUUUGCACCUUACGUUGUCAUAGAUAUCCUUGGUAAUAGCAUCAUCGAAGCACCAACGGUAACCAAUGGUGUAAUUAAUUCAUGGAAACAAGUUAGUACUCAACAGUGUAAAGAUAAGGGAUGUAAUCCAAUCUGGAGGACAAAAAUUGGUGUUAAACUGCAUUGUACUGGCUUUAAUUUUAUACGUUUUACGGUUAAAAAUGGAGACAUUAACUUGGCAACAUCUUGUAUAAGGUUGGACUAUUUAAAAAUGGGCUAUAGGCAUAUUCCGCUUUACAAUAUGGAAGGAGAAAGGUACAUAUUUUCUACUCUUUUAAUUUGUACCAAGUUCGGAUAG